Molecule: messenger RNA, 1384 nt
Organism: Impatiens glandulifera
Lineage: Eukaryota; Viridiplantae; Streptophyta; Magnoliopsida; Ericales; Balsaminaceae
Product: presenilin-like protein At1g08700
Exons: 1
Coding region: 57-1211 (384 amino acids)
Biological process (GO): protein processing
Cellular component (GO): membrane; nucleus
Molecular function (GO): aspartic endopeptidase activity, intramembrane cleaving
Source: RefSeq, a predicted model, not a curated record
CACCAACUUUACUUUUGCGGCCAACACCAAUCCGUUUGAUGCAUUGAAGAAAAACUAUGGAAGAAGGCAGCAUUCUAGAGACAAUCGGGGUCGAGAUCAUCGGCGUUCUUUCUCCAGUCUCCAUUUGCAUGCUUCUAGUUGUUCUCUUGGUCUAUUCUCUCUCCGGUGAGUCUCCUUCCGAACCCAUUCGCACUGCAGCCAAUCUCGUAUACCUUGAGAAUCCCGCGGAUUCUACCACCCAGAAGCUGGAAGGUGCAGCUCUCAACGCCCUUGUGUUUGUCAUCCUCAUCGCAGCUGCCACUUUUCUACUUGUCUGUCUCUAUUACUACAAUUUCACUAAAUUUCUGAAACACUACAUGCGCUUCUCUGCCUUCUUCGUGCUAGGUUCAAUGGGGGGUUCAAUAUUUCUUUCUAUAAUUCAACAUUUCUCCAUACCAAUUGACCCUAUCACUUUUUUUGUACUGCUAUUGAACUUUACUGUUGUGGGUGUCCUUUCUAUUUUCUCUGUUGGAAUACCCAUUAUCCUGCGGCAGUCAUUUAUGGUUACUUUGGGCAUAAUUGUUGCUGCUUGGUUUACUAAUUUGCCCGAAUGGACCACAUGGGUUUUGUUGAUUGCUUUGGCUGUUUAUGAUCUUGUUGCUGUGUUGGUUCCUGGAGGGCCUCUUAAGAUGUUGGUUGAAAUGGCUUCUAACAGGUCAGAGGAACUUCCAGCACUUGUUUACGAGGCACGACCAACAACGUCUAGAAAUCAGGGAAAUGUUGGUAAUCCUUUGGCCUUUUUGGUGGCUGGGGUUUCUGAUUCUGGUUCCAUAGAGAUUCAAGAAUUGUCUAGGAACAAUUCAUCUGAUCAUGCUGUUGCUAACAAUGAAAUUGAAUCAAUUGUUUCACCAUUGGUUGAAAUGUUGAACUUGGAUGGUGAAGAUGGUAGCACUUUAGUGUCCACUAAAGGAAUUCAGCUUGGUCUUGGUGACUUCAUUUUCUAUAGUGUACUUGUGGGUAGAGCUGCGAUGUACGACUUAAUGACUGUUUAUGUCUGUUAUGUUGCAAUUAUAUCUGGGCUGGGCUGCACUCUCAUUUUAUUGGCUGUAUACCGUCAUGCCUUGCCUGCUCUCCCGAUUUCCAUAGCAUUGGGAGUCAUGUUUUACUUCUUGACUAGGUUGCUAAUGGAGCCUUUUGUGGUUGGAACUUCUACUAAUUUGUUAAUGUUUUGAGUUCUCAUUUUAACCAAAAAUCAGUCUGACAGUCAUUUUUUCAGGUUUGUAGAUCCUUUAUCAUAUUGUAAGUUUACAAUGUUCGGUUAUGUCAUGUAAUGAUGUGGCACUUGAAGAACAACACUAUUGUUCUUUUGAGGUGUUGCGAUUGAGUAACAAGUUAUUUUCCACCA